Molecule: messenger RNA, 1014 nt
Organism: Neoarthrinium moseri
Lineage: Eukaryota; Fungi; Ascomycota; Sordariomycetes; Amphisphaeriales; Apiosporaceae
Exons: 3
Coding region: 1-1014 (337 amino acids)
Source: RefSeq, a predicted model, not a curated record
AUGCAUUGGAAGAUCAUUAUUACCGCCGCGGCAGCCACACACGGUGUCCACGCUGCCGCGACGCUACGAUUUUCUUGUUCUCAACUAGUUGUUGAACGGCUAGACCCCCUCGUCAAUCCCGGGUUGAAUCCGUCUCCUCACUUACAUCAGGUCGUCGGUGGAAAUGCCUUCAACGUCUCCAUGGACCCUAGCGUGCAUGACUUGCCUACGACAGCGACUUGUACUUCGUGUACGCCAACGGAAGAUUUUUCCAACUACUGGACAGCCGUGCUGUUUUUCCGUGCCAAAAACGGUACAUUCCAUCGUGUCAACACUUUCGGCAAUGAGCUCGGGUUCACCCAAGCUACUGGAGGGCAAACGGUUUACUACCUCACCACGGGGAACGCAAAGGUCACAGCCUUUAAGCCUGGGUUCCGGAUGACGGUCGGAGACCCAUCAUUCCGCACAGCGGCGGAGCUGAAUGCCAAGUACAAAUACAUGGAUUACACUUGCUUACAAUCGUCCAUGACGCGCGGCGGCGCGACGACCAACUUUCCCAAUAAGCCUUGCCCAGCAGGUAUCAUGGUGUCGAUCCGGUUCCCGACAUGCUGGGACGGCAAGAACCUCGACUCACCGGAUCACCAGUCGCAUGUGGCAUACCCCCAAGGCAACAGCUGUCCGUCGACUCACCCUGUCACAGUGCCCCAGCUCUUCUACGAGACGUACUGGGACACGAGGCCGUUCAACGACAAGUCCCAGUGGCCCACAGACGGGUCCCAACCUUUCGUCUGGAGCUUUGGUGACAAGACGGGCUACGGCAUCCACGGCGACUAUGUUUUCGGGUGGAAGGGCGACGCGCUGCAAAAAGCCAUGGACACUAACUGCAACAGUGACUUAUUCGCUAACAAGAUCAACUGCAAUGUACUCAAGACACAGAGUCUGGCCGAUGCGAAUAAGUGUACCAAGACAACACAGGUGGCUGAGAACCUGGAUGGGUGGAUGAAAGAGCUCCCAGGAGGUAUGGCAGUGAUGUAG